AUGUCUUCACCCGCAGUCAAUGAACCGCCAGCGGAUAUCGUAGAUGUUGCUGCGUCCAAACAAUCGCCAACCGUCGAUUUGAUAGAAAAGAAACAGUUGUCGAUCGAACCACUAACAGCUUUCUCGGACGAAUCAUACGCGUGCGAUCGGCAAUACGCGAUUGUGCUCGCGCAACUCAUGUCAGUCAAAGAACGCAACAAAGUGUAUACGUGGAUCGACAGGAUAGAUACGAUGAAGGAAAGCGACGAUAUGCGCGAAGAACGCGACCUAUACCUGAAAUUUUUAACCGUUUCGCUGAAUAAUGGCAAACUAGUGCCACCGUUCACCAAGGAUCCGCCAGCGGGAUUGCGCCCACUUAGCACCAUCGUGCCCAGGUCCGUUUACAAUUUCAUCUUCAAAGGAAAAUACACCACCGGUGACUGCAACCAACGUCCCCCUGAAGAAAUCGUUCACAGUUUCGGUCCACCAGAUGAGGUCGAGCCCAGCCAAUUCUUCACACGGCAGCCAGUUCCACACAACGGUGGCUUCGUAUACGCCGCUGCGUUCAGCACAAAAAAAUGA
This is a messenger RNA of Melanaphis sacchari, 561 nucleotides long. RefSeq lists its product as uncharacterized. The transcript is spliced from 2 exons. Bases 1 to 561 code for a protein of 186 amino acids. The record is from RefSeq and is a predicted model, not a curated record. Lineage: Eukaryota; Metazoa; Arthropoda; Insecta; Hemiptera; Aphididae.